Messenger RNA from Sesamum indicum (sesame), 975 nucleotides. RefSeq lists its product as uncharacterized. NCBI's taxonomy places the organism in Eukaryota, Viridiplantae, Streptophyta, Magnoliopsida, Lamiales, Pedaliaceae. The record is from RefSeq and is a predicted model, not a curated record.
CACACACACACUAAAAUCUCUUUUUGCUUCCUAACCAAUAACAUUGACACUGAUUCUGCCUCCUUUACCUUCCAUUUCUACGUUAAUCUUUGACUGAAGAAAGCAGAUGUUUUGGGCCCGGAAAAGAAAAAAGGAAAAGUGUUGAGACAGAAUUUUCUGUUUGUAAAAAUCGAGGAAAGUGGAUAACAAAGAAUCGAAGAAUGGUGAGGGGUGAUUUGGGGGAUCCCAUGAGAAAGGCGACUGAGACGGCGACAACCUCGUAUCCUAGCUCGUCGUUUUUCUGGAAUUAUCCCUUGAUCUCUGCCCUUUUUGCCUUUGCUAUUGCCCAGGCCUCUAAGUUCUUAAAUUCCUGGUAUAAGGAAAACCAUUGGGAUCUGAAGCAACUCACUGGAUCCGGUGGUAUGCCAUCAUCCCAUUCAGCAACAGUUACAGCUCUUGCAGUGGCUGUUGGUCUGCAAGAGGGUUUUGGAGGAUCACUAUUUGCGACCGCAUUAAUCUUGGCAUGUGUGGUGAUGUAUGAUGCAACGGGUGUAAGAUUACAUGCCGGACGCCAAGCAGAGGUUCUGAAUCAAAUUUUGUUUGAACUUCCAGCUGAGCAUCCUCUUGCUGAAAGCAGACCUCUGCGUGAACUUCUCGGUCAUACUCCUACUCAGGUGGUUGUUGGUGCUCUACUAGGACUCAUUACAGCAGCAAUUAUAAAGUUGAUCAGCGGCCCCGAUGUCCAAACCUCAUAGUUUCACAUAUCGUCACCAGCAUUGUGAUUUAGAUACAUAUAUAAUCAGUACCAUAGAUGUAGAUUCUAGAUACAGCUUAUCAGCUUUUUGGUCCAAACUGUUCAGAAAAUGGUGCCAGCUUCCCAAGUCCCAUCGUAUUAGAUUAUGUCUUCUAUGUAUGAGAAGGGCAAGUUAGUAUAAAGGAGCAUUUCUGGAUUUUCAGUAUCUAACGUAAAUAGCAAAAUCAGUUUUAGUAAGAAAA